AAGCCGAAGCAAAGAAACGUUUUGAAGAAGCUGAAGCAAAGAAACGUCUUGAAGAAGAAGCAAAGAAACGUCUUGAAGAAGCCGAAGCGAAGAAACGUUUUGAAGAAGCCGAAGCAAAGAAACGUUUUGAAGAAGCUGAAGCAAAGAAACGUCUUGAAGAAGCCGAAGAAAAGAAACGUCUUGAAGAAGAAGAAGCACAGCGUCUUGAAGAUGUGA
Nematocida major is the source of this 216-nucleotide messenger RNA. RefSeq lists its product as uncharacterized. The transcript has a single exon. The record is from RefSeq and is a predicted model, not a curated record. Lineage: Eukaryota; Fungi; Microsporidia. The annotation marks the transcript as partial.